UACCUCUAGAGCUUCUGACAGCGUUCUUCGCCACCCAUUCUCUUUCCUUUCUAGAACACAAACUCCCAAUCAAGGACUCGUCGCAAACAGACCAUUAAGUUUCGACCAAACCAAUAAUUUUGGGAUUUUGUCUUCCCAACAGUCUUUUAACUCUGCUCCUCUUAUCAGGAUCCCCAAGACCCCUCACAUUCCAAAUGCAUCUGUUUGUAUCCAUCCCUCAGCGAUCAUUGCAGUGCCCACCUCUCCCUUGUUUGACCUUCCUUGGACCUGUCGGAGGAGAACCCUGAGGCCCCAACCUGAAUAUCUCCAUCUCCAACUUGGAACGGGAGCUCCUGAUCUUUCUUUGAUGAAGUGCAAUAGCAGAAUUGGCGAUCUGUCUGUCCAGUUCUUCAGACCCCCCUUUGUGGCCCAAUUCUAAUAAUGUCCCCACCAAUAUGCUUGUUUUGACCAGGGAUUCCUUAUUAAAAGGAAAAACAUUCAUAUCCCAAUCAUGAAUGCUGGUAGAGGUAGCAAAGACGGGGAAGAUAGGUCUUGUAUAGCUUCGGCGGAGGAAACGUCUUCAUUUCUCGGAGUUGAAGGAGUUUCCGAAAUAGGAGUCAGCUCAAUCCCGGUAGACUAAUUUGAGAUUCCAUGACAGAACUGUCUUCCCAGGACGGUAUCUCGUCGAAAUCAAAAGAUUCAUUAACCCUCGCCAUCCUAUAUGAACCUGAAGCCCUCGCAAAAUCCUCGAUAAAUACUAAUUUAGGUUGAGACCCAUAGAGGCAGACACGAGGAGUCACCCCUCUAUCCAAUCGUACAUCCACAAACUUCCAAGGACAGAACCAGUUGAAUCAAUCGAGAUCGACGCAACACAGCUGGGCCUACUUCCAAAAAAAAGCCCAGACGAGGCCCCCCAUAAUUGAAAGUGAAAGGAAGAAUAGUGUUGGAGUGAGUUCUUAAAAAGAGAGCAUUGAUCGUUAAAAGUAGUGUGGCAAAUGUUUAAUUCUCUAGUACCCACCUCAAAAAGAAAAUAAAAAGGAAAGUAGAAAGAAAAAGAAAGGGAAACGAAAAAGAGGUAAUAAAACGGGGUAAAUAAAGUAGAGAGUGCUACAAGGAAUCAAAGAGUAUGCUCUAGGUGAGGUUUCUUGGCACACAAGCCAUUGAAACCUCCGCAUUGUCUUAGAACUCCUUCGCUGCCAAAUCAAAGUGUGAUAGCAAGAGUGGACCGAGGGAGAGUGCUUAAGGGAAGUUCAUGAUGGGUGAUAGUUUGGAAGGGAGAAGGAAGGUUUUUGACCGAUGCUAGUGGUCAUUGUUUGUGAGGAAGGUUCUUAGUCGAAACCAUAGAACCUUUGAUUUUAGGGUGAAGAUGUAGGACCUCAUGAUGUGUUUGCCACCACCCAAAAAAGCCUUUUCCCCAUUUCCAAGACAAUUGCCAGUCAUUUGAACCCGUGUCUAAGACCUUCGGACAAGCUGAUGACAACCGUUCCGUGAACUCUAGCAUUUAGAGGUUGCUGCCAUGGAGUUGAGACGAUAGGGCUGAGAGUUGAUGAUUGUGCACAUUUUUUGCACCAAAAGGUCCCGACCCCACUAGUCAAGAGAGUGAGUGAUUCAUUCUUGUUUGGAUGUCAUAUCAUACCCCAAUAAGGACCUUUGUUGCCCAUCCGUUUGUUCCAUGGACUUGAACUCUAUGCAUGGUUAGUUGUGGUUGGUAAGUGAUCUUUUUGAGACUUGCAUUAAUCCAUGAACAAGGUGAGAACUUUUCAUUUGCUCAUUUCUGGUAGCCUCGAAUGUCGUUUGUGGCGGAUGUCGGUAUUGCUUGCAAUGGUCCUUGUGUUAAUUGCCAAUAGCCAUUUGAGAUUCACCACUUUGUGCCCUUUGAAUUGUCCCCAAAGCAUUUUGAUAGGUUGAGUUUUUACCUUGUGUGAAAUGGUUUGCUUGGGGCGAUGACUUGAUAUAUACACAUGUUUUUAUCCACCAUUCAUGUACCGUUUGAGUCUCAUCUCUCGUGUUUUAGGUCGAUUUCAUGCUAGGUUGUUCUUGUUUGUGAUAUUUCAGGUCCUAGUACGUGAAAUAAGGUUUGGGAACGAGUUCGGGUUCGAUUGAACGAAGUUGGGACGUUUGACGAAAAGCUGGAAAUUCCACACGGGCAUACCUAAAUUCCACAUGGUCGUGUGACUUGGCCGUGUGACACCAAUUUGCAUGGGCAAGCCACACUGGCCGUGUAGGGGACCCCUUGUGGCCGUGUGGAAUGUCCAGGGAGCUCACACGGCCAGACUGGAAAUCUACACGGUCGUGUGACUCUGGCUGUGCAGCGUGCCUGAAGUCCACUAAUCGAAACGCGGCGUUUUCACAUCCACACGGGCAGACUGGAAAGCCACACGGUUGUGUGGCCUGGCCGUGUGGUCGGGAAAUUCUGGGUUUUAACCCAAUUUCGAGCCAUCGUAGAGGGAAUCGACUUUUUGGAGCAAAAACAGAGUUUUAGAGAGAGAAAGUGCGAAGAACAAACCCUAGGAGCUAUUUGGAGUGGAUUUCUCACCAUUGAAGCCCAGAUUGCAUCCCCAGGAGUGAAGAUCAUCAUCCCAGAGCAGAUUAUCCUCAUUGUUAUGAGUAUGACUACUCUGAUUUCUGUUUUCCUCUCUCUCUCUAUGGAGUAGAACUUUCUCUCACUUGGGUAUGAAGAACCCUAGUUCCAUGUGUUAGGGAUCUUGAUUGUAAUGACUUGGGAUUGUUAUACUGUUUGAUUUCAAUCAAUUGAUGCAUGAUUCAUUGAGUCAAUUGAAGUCUGAUCAUCUUUCUUGAUUUCUGCUGCAACCUGAGAUAGAUAGAAUCUGAUUAGGCUGUUAGAGCUUCAUCAAUCGGUAGUGGUAGAUUGGUUAUACGAGAGUUAAUCGAUUUACUGCUUUGUACAGGAACCCAAUUCUAGUAGUGGAGUUAUGUGCUUAUAGCCUCAGCAGUCUAUCCCGGUGAAGGUUAGUCGCCUGUCGGUUAGCCUGUCUGAGAGAGCUUGGUCAGCUUAAGAGAUUCCAAGCUAUCUUCCGCAGUUUAAUCAACAGUUAAUCAACCCAGGGUAAUUACAACCUCGACCUAACUAAGGAGCUAGGGGGACUCAUUCCCGAGUGACUCUUCCCUUGCUUUAGAAAACCGAACCAUUUCCUGCUUUCUUAUUGCUUUUAGUUAAAAUCACAAUCACUCGACUUAGUUUGCUAGAUAAUAGAUAUUCACGGAGUAGGCAGUAGAUCUAGACCCUGGGUUGACAAAUAGAGCUUGCUUGUUACUGCAUUUCUAGACUGCGAUUACACUUGGUCACAGUUUGGUGUUGUGUUCUAGCGUGUCAAGUUUUUGGCGCCGUUGCCGGGGAACCUCUAGGUUAUUGUAAAAACGUGAAAGUCUGUUACUUUAGCGUUUUUCUUUUCUUUUCCACCCUUGCUUUUGACUUGGGUGUUAUGUUUUUGUUGGUGCAGAUCUGAAACAUGGAUCCUCAUGGCUUCUCCAACCAUUGGGGGUAUCAACCACCAUCCGGGUGGUAUUACCCUGAGACUUCCUGGAGCAAUCAAGGAGGAGAAGACUAUGGAUUUGGAUGUCAGUACCAACCCCCUACUACAGAGAACAACCAAACCCUUGGGAACCUAAAGAACUAUAUCCUUUUCAAGGAGAAUUCCUGCCACAACCAGAGGGGCCAUCUGAGUUGGAGUUAGCCAUGUAGGCCUUCACGGGCCACUUGGCAGAACCAUGCUACACUCCACUGGCAGAUCCAAACAAAAAAUUGAGGCUUCUCGUGGAGCAGUUUGCUCGAGACACUGAGAGAUCAUGCUCCAAGAUGGAUCUUCAAAUCCAAGCCCUUGCCCCUUAUGAUCCCUCAUUUCUCCAUGAAAUGGAGGAGUCUGUUCAGUGCUUAGCAAAGCAAACAGAGUGGGUGGAGCAAGUUUGCGCACAACUUGCUCAAGAUCAACUUUUUGCUACCAUACUAGAAGAGGAGGAGGAUGACGAAGGCAAUGAGGACAUUAAGGAGCAUAUAGAAGUUGUCGCGGAGAGCUCCUAUAAUAGUCAUGAUCUGGAAUGUCCUAUGGUGGCAGGUCACACCUUUCUCCAUCUCUCCUCUAACACGAUGGGCCCGAGCCAGGAGAUGCAAGAUGAUCUCAUCGAAGAAAUGGCUAGGCGACUUGCUCUCCAAUCCGUGCUGGAAGAAGAAGCGCGAGAAAGGGUGAGGAAAGAAGUUGUGGAGGAUGACAGAAAUGAAGCACAAGGAGUUCUUGAUCUAUACCAAGGGGAGAGACCACAUUCUGAAGAAGGAAGGGGGGUUGAAGAAGCAAGUGGUGUCCAGGCUGAGGAUGAAGGUGAGGUGGAAGAGGCUUGCACUGGCCCUAUGUUACAUGUGAUUUCUCCACCGAACUUCGAGGAGCUGCUUGGCAAGGACCCAUUUGCAGUGUCUCUUUGCCAGACCAAGACCACGUCAACAACGAUACCUCUUGGUGGAUGUGAUGGUGGUCAAUCGAUGGUAUCUUAUAUGGUUUGGGGCAAUGAGACAAGAGCAGACGCGAAGGAGAGGUCUCGAAAGUGGAGACUUCAUCUUCCUCAAGGCCACGAGCCAUCUUCAUCACCUAUCACAUCACAUGCUCGUGACUUGAGACUCUACCUUAUUAAUGAGAACCUCAACUUCAAGGAGGUUCUAGCAUGGACCAAAACUUAGGAGCCACCGUCCGGCUAAGACGUAAAAGAAGCGCUUGUGGGGAGGCAACCCCACCAAGGUUUGUUUUUCUUUCGUUUGUUUUUCGAUUUGUCCACUUGGAACUAUGGUUUCUAUCACCCAGUGUGUUUUGAUGACUCUAGCCCUGUGACUGGUCCCAUUUCCAGCCCCUCCGACAAUCCUUUUCCCGGUAACAUCGUUUCCCCUUAUCUUUCCCUCUGCUCCAUUGAGGGCAAUGUCGUGCUUAAGUGUGGGGGGUGGUAUCUAUUUUUGACUGUUAUAUGAGUUUGUGUGCUUGGAGCCUAGUCCACUGUCCAAUUUGAUGAAUUGAGGGCUCCAAGUACUGUUCCCUGCAAAAUCCUGCUCAGUAUGCUUUGAAUUGACAGUCUUCAUGGUGAUAUGCAACCUAGGGAGGUAGUUGUAGCACUAUGGAGGAUGUUGAAGUAUAAGAUUUUCUAUCUGUCUCUCUGCUGUGCCGGUUGAUUUUGUGAACUAGUGGAUUUAGGACCGUUGAUUCAUGUGGUAUUGAUGACUCCUCUUAUGUUGUGUUGUGGACUCGUAUAUUGAAAAAGGGUGCUCAAGUGUGAAAUGAAAAAGCAGUUGGUCC
Molecule: messenger RNA, 5270 nt
Organism: Linum trigynum
Lineage: Eukaryota; Viridiplantae; Streptophyta; Magnoliopsida; Malpighiales; Linaceae
Source: the annotation of a GenBank genome assembly